AUGGCCCCCAAAGUCGCCCAUGCCCUAAAGAGAAGGAAUGCGAACACCACCUCGUGUGGCAAAAAGUACUUUGCAAACCUGAUGAAAUUAAGGAACGACUCCACGCAUCAGGCUGUGCUUGGGGCCAGCCAGGAGCAUGGGCUCGGGAGGCCCCGGGGCGAGGAAGGAAGCGUCUGGACAGAGGAGCUAAGCCUUGGGCGGCUGGGAGGCCCGAGCGAGGGACCGCGCCUGGAGGCCCCGCCGACGCCCGCACGACACCGGAGCUCCGCCAGCCUUAGCUCCCAGCGUAUUCCCGAGGCGCCAGCGCAGCAUCCCGAGAGACCUUGCACCCAAGAGCCCGGGAUGGGCCCUGGCCUCGGCGGGUCCCUGGAAAAUAGGCUGCUUCUCCAGAAAUCCCGAGAUGAGCAGCCCUGGGAGGUCCAGCCCCCCACCUCCCGCAAGAUCCCCCGGGUUUCCACCCUUGCACCUUCGCUGGCCGCCUGUGAAGCAGAAACAGUUACUCUCUUCCACUGUGGCUCCGAAGGAGUCUCCGCGGGAAGCCACCUCCUCCCGGAAGCCUUCCCAGACUCCACAUCCCCGUGCUGCCCAGGAAAGGCCCUCACUCUGGACAGACACACCUCUUGGUGGCUUGACCCGACCUGCGACGGCCCUGCCCUCUGCGGAGCCUGGCCCGCCGGCCUCCCACCGUUGCCUUCUUCCCCUCCGGCCCCAGACCCAGGGGACUCGGGACUCGGGAGGUCCCCACACAGCCGGCGGGGUCCCAGGCCCUGCCCCAGGCCCUGUGGUUUGCACGGCUGCGGAAGGCAUUAUCCUCUUCCUGGUCAGAGGGCUGCGCUUAGUCCCAGGGCGAGCGGGAAGGUGAGUGAGCGGCCGGCGCCCCAGCCUGCUGCCCGGCGUGGUGCCAGGGUGCGUCUCCUGCGUGGGCGCCCAGCCGCCUGCCAGCGCGGCCUCACACCGCGGUCGCACCCUGAGCCCCACCUCGGUGCCUCCGUCUGGUACAUGGUGCUCAUCAGCCGUACACCAAAGUGGGAUGCAAUGCAGCGCUUCCGGCUGCGUUUGUCACGGCGUGUCACCUUUACUCGAUAG
Nyctereutes procyonoides (raccoon dog) is the source of this 1086-nucleotide messenger RNA. RefSeq lists its product as uncharacterized. The record is from RefSeq and is a predicted model, not a curated record. The coding region runs from base 1 to 1086 and encodes 361 amino acids. NCBI's taxonomy places the organism in Eukaryota, Metazoa, Chordata, Mammalia, Carnivora, Canidae. The transcript is spliced from 9 exons.